Molecule: messenger RNA, 696 nt
Organism: Neurospora hispaniola
Lineage: Eukaryota; Fungi; Ascomycota; Sordariomycetes; Sordariales; Sordariaceae
Exons: 3
Coding region: 1-696 (231 amino acids)
Source: RefSeq, a predicted model, not a curated record
AUGACGAACAAACCCAGCAAUCGCUCCGGACUCUUCCUCACCGGCCUCUUCCUCCUCCUCCUCCGCUCACAGUCCCCCAACUCCAACUCAAAUCACGCCAUGACCGCCUCCUUUUCCACCGACGACAACCUCCCUGCAGGCUGUACCAACACCUCUCUUCACGGAUUCCAAUGGACCGUGUCCGACUUUCACUACUCCUCCUCUCUGACCUACACCACGCCCUCGCACCGCAUCAACGGCGCCACGGUCCGGUUUAAUCUGACUAGUAACGCGUUGCCAAAGCUAAACGUGUACUGCGAUGCUUAUAGCAGUGAUUUUUCGGAUUCGUUUUACGGGCAGAGGGUAUAUGAUUGUACGACUGUGGUGAACUCGACUUUGGGUGCAAGUGUAGGGGAAAAGGAGGGAGGAGUGUUGGCUGAGGGAGGACGGUCCCAGACGCAGUUUCGGUAUUGGAAGAGUAGUCAGAGUGUGGAGGUGAGGCAGACUUGGGAGUGUGAUGAUUUGGAGGGGCCGGGGAACAUGGCCAUCUUCUCUGCCAACGGCACUUCUGCCGCGCAGACGCCCAACUGCACCUUCGAAGAGCACCAGACGCCUCCCUCCGAGUGGAAGAAUGGCGAUACCUACUACUGGAACGUCCAGGCUUGCACUCUGUCUGAGUUCUCGUUUGCGCCGUCGGAGCUUCAGGUGUUUGCGUAG